GUGCCUCCGUUUUUUAUUCUUAAUUCGAUUUGAUUUUUUCGCUUGGGAAACUUGGAGCGAUUAUCUCAGCUCUCCCCUUCUUCCCGCCCUCCUUCCCCCUUGGGUACUAAGAGGAUGCAAUAACCAGUGGGGCUUUUCUGGGCCGGUGGUUCCGGACGUGCUGUGUGGCCCUGAGGUGUCUCUGGUCAGAAGAGAACAAGCAGGGAGGGCUGUUUCCUGGGUUGGAGACAUGCAGCAGCCUGCAGACAGAGAGCUGUAAGGGCCCCAGCUGCUGAGAAAGGAAGGAGCCAAGAGAACCCAAUCGGACAGUGUCCCAGCAAACAGCAGCACCUGGAUCUUUAUUCAUUGGGGCAUCACUGAAUAAGGUCCUGUGGUUAAAGACUCUCCCAUAUGGUUCCCAGACCUUUGAAAAUUCUGUCCACGGUGAAGUGAAGAGAACAAGGAAGGGAAGGAAAGGAGGGGAAAAAGCCAGGAAGUGACAUAAUGUUCCGAAAAAAGAAAAAGAAACGUCCAGAAAUCUCUGCCCCGCAGAACUUCCAGCACCGUGUCCACACGUCCUUUGACCCCAAGGAAGGCAAGUUUGUGGGCCUCCCUCCACAAUGGCAGAACAUCCUGGACACCCUGAGGAGGCCCAAACCUGUGGUGGACCCUUCACGUAUCACCCGGGUCCAGCUCCAACCCAUGAAGACGGUGGUCCGGGGCAGCACCAUUGAAGUGGAGGGCUACAUUUCCGGGCUGCUCAAUGAUAUUCAGAAGCUCUCUGUCAUCAGCUCCAACACCCUUCGGGGCCGGAGCCCCACCAGCAGAAGGAGAGCUCAGUCGCUGGGGCUCCUGGGGGAUGAACGAUGGGGCCCAGACACAGACAUGUACCUUCAAAGUCCCCAGCCUGAGAGGGCUGACCCCUAUGGUAUCUACCUCAACUGCAACGGGGGAGCCAAAGCAGGCCGACGAGAGAUGAUGUGGCCGGAAUACCAGGCUGACCAGGCCCAGCCUAACGGGCUGGUGAUGAAAACCCAGUCCCUAGGGCCUGCAGAGUUCCAAGGUGCUGCCCAGCGAUGCUUACAGCUCACUUCCUGCCUGCCCAGUCCACCCCUGGAGACUUGCCCUGCCCUGACCUCAAGCAGAGGUGGCAAGGUUGGGAGGCAGAAUUCAGAGGACCGAAGACCCCAGUCCUGCCUGGUGGGCCCGGCUGCGGGCAGGCCCAGUGGGGAGGGCAGCCCCAGCCCCAAGACUCAAGAGAGCGGCUUGAAGAAUAAGCUUUUCCGUAGCAUGUUUAUUUCUGAUGGCAGCAGCAAGCCAGCCCCAGCUGCAAAGAGCAAGCCCAAUUCCCUCUUCCGGUCGAUACAGAAAGACUCUCCCCCGAGCCUGUCAGCCAAGGCCCCGUCUUUGCUCUCUGAUCAGUCCGCGGGGGAUUUCGAUAACCUGAUCGUCUCUGAAACCAGCAGCCCCCAGAAGUCCCUUCGGACGGCUCCGGCAGCAGCCCCACCCCCUGGCCGCCCCUCCCCCGCCGGCUCCCCCCGAACCCGGCACCCCCAAACCAGCGCCAGCAACCUGCACCUCCCCCAAGACCCUGCCACGGCCAAGGCCCUUGUAACAGCCGGAGAGGAGCCAGGCAUCGUGACCCAUGAACAAUUCAAGGCAGCCCUAAGGAUGGUGGUAGACCAAGGAGAUCCCCGACUGCUGCUGGAGAGCUACGUGAAGAUCGGGGAGGGUUCCACGGGCAUCGUCUGCCUGGCCCGGGAGAAGCACUCCGGGCGUCAGGUGGCGGUCAAGAUGAUGGACCUGAGGAAACAGCAACGCCGAGAACUGCUCUUUAACGAGGUGGUGAUCAUGAGAGAUUAUCAGCACGCCAACGUGGUAGAGUUGUACAAGAGCUACCUGGUGGGUGAAGAGCUGUGGGUGCUGAUGGAGUUUCUGCAGGGGGGUGCCCUUACUGACAUUGUGUCCCAAGUCAGCCUGAACGAGGAGCAGAUCGCCACCGUGAGUGAAUCAGUCUUGCAAGCCCUCGCUUACCUUCACUCUCAGGGUGUCAUCCAUCGAGACAUCAAGAGUGACUCCAUACUCCUGACCCUUGAUGGAAGGGUAAAACUCUCAGACUUUGGAUUCUGUGCCCAGAUCAGCAAAGAUGUUCCCAAAAGGAAGUCUCUGGUUGGCACUCCUUACUGGAUGGCUCCAGAAGUGAUCUCAAGGUCUCCAUACACAACUGAGGUGGAUAUCUGGUCUCUGGGCAUCAUGGUGAUUGAGAUGGUGGAUGGGGAGCCCCCGUAUUUCAGCGACUCUCCAGUGCAAGCUAUGAAGAGGCUUCGGGACAGCCCCCCACCCAAACUGAAAAACUCUCACAAGACCUCCCCAGUGCUUCGAGACUUCCUGGAGAGGAUGCUGAUUCGAGACCCCCUGGAUCGAGCUACCGCCCAGGAGCUGCUAGACCACCCCUUCCUGCUGCAGACAGGGCUUCCAGAGUGUCUGGUGCCUCUAAUUCAGCUCUACCGAAAGCGCACCUCUACCUGCUGAGCCUACCAGUAGUGUCCAUCAGCCUCCCGGACCCCGCGGGCCUGGGGACGCUGGACAGAGGAAGCACCAGCAGCCUUCCAAGCAGGCGAGGAACAGUGCCUGCAUCAUCUCAGUAUUUUCUCCAAAGACUGAAUGUGAAAUGAUCCCCCAAACUGCCCAGGUCCCAUUAACCUUUGGUCCAGCGUGCCAACGAGGAUUUCUCCCCUUGGCUCCCCCGCCCCUUCUCCUCCCUCUCUCUCCUAAGAGAGACACUAGUUGUCUUUGGAAUUACUGAGACAACUCUUGGCAGGAUGACGUUUUGGGAAUUCUCCAGUACACAUCCAAUUCUUUGUACAGAACUGUUUCUGAGGAACCCCGAAGACCAGAAUAGUCUUAUACAAGGCCCACCAGGCUCCAAGGUGAGAGCCAGUUCUUCCUAACUCUUCCCAUCUUCAUGUGGGGACUUAAGAGCAUCAGACCAAAACCAUGUGUUCUAGUCCAGCAAACAUAAAUCAUCUGUGUCUCUGGGAGGAGCUUGUCUAGGGAAAGGUUUUAUAACCAGAAGACCUAUUUCUUUCCCUUAUGCCUCAACUACUUAGGGAUAGAAGGUGAGGAAGAACAUGGAUAUGCUAUCUAAAUCUGUUUGCUGGCUCUGCAUACAUCCUCCCCUACAAUCUGGGUGCUGCUCUGGCUCUGGGCCAGAAACAGAAUCAACCUUCAGCUGAAAACAAGAUAUUUUCAGUGGGAAACUUUGUCUCAGGAGAGAAUGUCCCCGAGGACAAAGGGAUGCCUCCCUCUAAGAGUUAGAGGAAGCAUUCAGGGAGCUUUGGGCCCUGGUUAGAUCCCAAAGCUAGGAUCAAUAAUACCAGUCCCAUCCUCAUUCCCAAAUAAUUUAGUUCCUAAGGGACUUCUUCCUUUUUGCUUCCCACCCUCUAAGUCCAAACUAGGUCCCUGGUAUAUCUGUAUUUAAGCUUAGUGGAGUCUAGGUGACUCAACUUUUGGGGUCUUUUCAGAAGUUUGUCCUUCUAUUUCUGGAGGACCCUCAGGUUUCAGAAAGCCAGAGCCAGGAGUGGGCAGAAAGCAAUGGUCAAGUAACUGGAACUUAGUUUUACCUGUGAAUUUCACAAAUGGAACCCCUUCUUUCACGGCAUCCCAGGUAACCAAACCAUCAUGGUUCAAGGCCUUCAAGGUCUCAUUUCAGCACCUCAUGAAGACCAUCCCAGGGGUGAGAUUCUCAGAACAAUUAACUUUCAUCUGUUUCCUUAGGCACUUCAACUCAAAUCCAACAAAUACUAAAGCAGCACUUCCUUUGCCUAGGGCACAGUACUAGGCUAGGAGCUCCCAUCAUCAGGGCUGUUGAAGGCAGGGAUCUCCAAGAAACAGUUUUGUCAGAUUCCUUCCCCACCCAGAAGGGAUUUUCUGAGUCCAGUGUUUCCUAAUAACCUGCUUUUGAGCAAGAUGGCAAAGUCCUUUUUUUUUUUUUAGGUCAGAAUUGGAAACUGAUCACCCUUCCUAGAGAACUUUUGUGAAUUGUUUGCACUUGUUUCCUGUUUUAAAUUAAAAUGGUUGUUCUUAA
This is a messenger RNA of Vombatus ursinus (common wombat), 4066 nucleotides long. It is a transcript of the gene PAK6, whose product is annotated as p21 (RAC1) activated kinase 6. Gene Ontology annotation, cellular component: cytoplasm. Lineage: Eukaryota; Metazoa; Chordata; Mammalia; Diprotodontia; Vombatidae. Gene Ontology annotation, biological process: intracellular signal transduction; regulation of MAPK cascade; protein phosphorylation. The record is from RefSeq and is a predicted model, not a curated record. The transcript is spliced from 11 exons. Gene Ontology annotation, molecular function: protein serine/threonine kinase activity; ATP binding. The coding region runs from base 484 to 2511 and encodes 675 amino acids.